UUUUCCAUACGCUCGGUUGUGGCACGCGCGCGCGAGAGGAGCGUCGGUCAAGGCAGGAAGAUAUCGAGCAAUACCCCCAAGAGUAAAGCCAGAAAUCAGGGGAAAUACAUACAUAUAGCGACUAUUAUUAUUGUUGUGAAAGGAAAUCCUCAAGAUGACUAAAGUGGAGCUCUACAAGUCGCGUGUCUUUGUGACCAUCAUACACCUGUGCGCCCUGGGCCAGUUCGCCUAUGGCCUCUACUACAGCUCCUUUGACAUCCAGCGCAGCUACAAGCUGAAGACCAGCCUGAACCGUCGCCUUGUGCCGGAGUCGCUGUCCCAGAAAAUCAAGUUCCUCUCCUACUGGUCGCUGAUAAUUCAGGCGCUGUACUACACCGUCUCGCUGGUCAACGAUUUUGUGGGAACCAACGAGCUGACCCCCAAAAAGCCGCCAGCGGUGCGCAGAUUCAAGGACUGGCUAAUGGCCACUCUGGCCUUUCCGGUGGCCAUUAAUGUGGGCGUGACCUUCUGGACCCUGUACGCCAUUGAUCGAGAGCUGGUCUUCCCCAAGGUGCUGGACCCCGUCUUCCCGAGCUGGCUCAACCAUGUCCUGCACACCAACAUUGUCGUUUUCAUCGUCUUGGAGAUCUUCACCUCGUACCGAUCAUAUCCCAAGCGAAGCCAGGGCCUCACCGGACUGGCCAUCUUCAUGGGCGCCUACCUGGUGUGGAUUCAUGUGGUGAAGCACUAUUCCGGCGUCUGGGUGUAUCCAGUGCUGGAGGUGCUGCAGCUGCCGCAGCGCAUUCUCUUCUUUGUGGCCGUCAUCGGGUUCACGCUGUCGCUGUAUCUGCUGGGCGAGUUCCUUAACAACACCGUCUGGGCCAAGGAGGUGAAGCUGGCCAAGCGCAAAAUAAACUAGGCUGGUGUCCCUGGCGUUUUCUGUUGCACGUAGAGUCGCGUUCGAUUAGCCACAAAAUACAAGUAAUGAUUAAUAAAAGAAA
Drosophila kikkawai is the source of this 980-nucleotide messenger RNA. NCBI's taxonomy places the organism in Eukaryota, Metazoa, Arthropoda, Insecta, Diptera, Drosophilidae. The record is from RefSeq and is a predicted model, not a curated record.